AUGGCAGCAAACGACUACUAUAACAGCUUCAGAAACGAGCCAUCGCACGGCCAGUAUGCCCCUUACGACGGAUACCACCACCCGCCGUCCAACAACCCUCCAUCGUUGUCUCCAUACGAUCCCCAUAGCGACCCGUAUAACCACCGGCAUAGCCAGAACUCCUUUACCUCGGACCACCACUAUGAUACCGUCGGUGGGGGAAACCAUGGUCCGGACCAGUACGCAGAAGAUAUUCCUCUCAAGCCGAAUGCCCAGCAACCCCCUCAGGUGCCGGAGCCCGAUUGGAUGCACCAGAACACGCAGUACCAUCCCGAGGUGCCGCUGAGCCCGGACACAGACGCAAGAGCGAGAAGACGGAGGGGUUUUUUUAAGAAGAAGAUCGCGUGGGUGACAUAUCUGUUAACGAUCAUUGAUGUCGCCGUGUUUAUAGGCGAGUUGGUCAAAAAUGCGCAACUGACGGGCAGUCCGAUUGAGAUCCAUCCGACCUUCAACCCGAUGAUCGGGCCUUCGCCGUACGUUCAGAUCAACAUGGGAGCCCGCUUCGUGCCUUGUAUGAAGAACGUUCCCGGGGUCCAAGACAAUCAACAGGUCAUCUACUGGAACUGCCCCAACUCGACUUCUACCGACUCCAACGACCCCAGCAAUCGUUGUACGCUCUCCGAGCUAUGCGGAUUCGGUGGUGUGCCCAAUCCUCACCCGGGUGGUUCCUUGAAUGAUCGCCCUGAGCCCAAUCAAUGGUUUCGCUUCAUCAUUCCCAUGUUUCUCCACGGCGGCAUCAUCCACAUUGGGUUCAACAUGCUGAUGCAGAUGACGAUGGGCGCGGACAUGGAGCGGAACAUUGGCUGGUGGCGGUAUGGACUGGUGUAUCUCUCGAGCGGCAUCUUCGGGUUCGUGCUAGGUGGGAAUUACGCUGCGCAAGGCAUUACGUCCACAGGGGCGUCUGGCAGUCUGUUUGGGAUUAUGGCGCUCUUCUUGCUGGACCUCCUCUACACAUGGAGAGAGCGUCGAAAUCCCAUGGUGGAACUGAUCUUCAUGAUUUUGGAGGUUGGCAUCUCGUUCGCCCUGGGUCUCCUGCCCGGCCUGGACAAUUUCUCCCACAUCGGCGGCUUCAUCAUGGGCCUGGCCAUGGGUCUCUGCAUGAUGCGUUCUCCAAACUAUAUCCGGGAACGGAUAGGAUUGCCCCGAACUCCGUACGUCGCCAUGAGUGGCGGUGCUGGACCUGGGCGUGCGGAGGACGAGGACAAGGACCGAGCGUUCAUCAGCAGUCAGCCCCUUCGGUUUUUCCAAGGCCGCAAGCCCCUGUGGUGGGCAUGGUGGCUCGUGCGGGCGGGCGCUCUCGUCGCGGUUGUGAUCGGUUUUAUCGUCUUGUUGACGAACUUUUACAAAUACCCGCAAUCGAACUGCUCAUGGUGCUACCGGUUGAGUUGCCUGCCUAUCAAAAACUGGUGCAGCUUGGGUAAUCUGCAGUUGACUCCGACCUAA
This is a messenger RNA of Rasamsonia emersonii CBS 393.64, 1482 nucleotides long. Its product is annotated as Rhomboid family membrane protein. Gene Ontology annotation, molecular function: serine-type endopeptidase activity. Gene Ontology annotation, cellular component: membrane. Bases 1 to 1482 code for a protein of 493 amino acids. Gene Ontology annotation, biological process: proteolysis. The record is from RefSeq and is a predicted model, not a curated record. NCBI's taxonomy places the organism in Eukaryota, Fungi, Ascomycota, Eurotiomycetes, Eurotiales, Trichocomaceae. The transcript is spliced from 3 exons.